Molecule: messenger RNA, 462 nt
Organism: Ostreococcus lucimarinus CCE9901
Lineage: Eukaryota; Viridiplantae; Chlorophyta; Mamiellophyceae; Mamiellales; Bathycoccaceae
Exons: 1
Coding region: 1-462 (153 amino acids)
Source: RefSeq, a predicted model, not a curated record
AUGAAGCGCGAGAGGAACGAGGCGGACUGGGGCGAGCGCGCGGCGAGGGGCGGGGAGACGGCGACGAGCGAGGGAGGGGAGACGUGGCGGUACGCGGAGACGGCGGACGAGUACGAGUAUCGAGGCGCGUGGUUGGCGCUGCAUCGACAGCCGGGUGAGUCGACGCGAGAUGAGGCGUUCGAGGAAAAGGUGCGGGCGAUGAAGGCGGUGUCGAAACGGUUGAAGGAGGCGAACAUGGCGACGAGCGAUUUCGAGCCGGGCGGGGAGUCGUACGAAAAUUUUCUGGGAGAACACGUGCUGCGGCACGUGACGCUGGCGAGACGCCUGUCGGAGUGGCGGACGAACUUUUUGAUUCGGUUCGCGCGCGAACCGGAGUACGCGGACAUGCCGAGCACGGUUCGGGACUUGGAGAUGGAGUGGAUAGCGUUGGGCUUUAAGAUUAGGGCGAUCGAGAAGAUUUAG